UGUCUGCAUUCGGCAGCAAGUGGCCUGAAAAAUCACCAGGCGCAAGUUUUGCCCGGGUCUUUAUCUCGCUCGGCCACGCUUCCUUCUCUUUGAGCCUUCUGAGGCCGCUUCCCCCUCAGGAAAAAAAAAAAAAAAAAGACAGAGGGAGGAGGGUCACGCACCCCAGGGGAAAGGAAAAACCGUUGGGAAAACACGGCGGCUGGGUGGACAUGGAUGAGUCCAGCAGCAGCCCAGCAGAGGAGGAGCAGGCUUUGAAUUACGGGCCGCCCCCUCUCUAUCACCCAGCACCCCAGCACAGAUUCAACAGAGGAAACGGAAAAGACGAAACAUACAAGAAGGCUUUUCAUUUCAAAACCCCGGGGCUGUGGAAAGAACAGAGAGUUCGGUUGUUUUUUUUUAUAUAUACCUAAACUUGUCCACUUUUGGCUUCAUUGUUAGACCACGAAACCCGCUCUUCCACCCCGCCAUUUCCUCUUUUUGCCCAUAUUUUCCCCAGCUGUUUGCAGCUGGCAGAAAGCACCCGCCCUGUUACGGAAAAAGGGACCGAGAGUGACCGGAGGAGGAGAGAGAUGCCACCCCAACCUCCCCAGCCGCAGGUGAGGCAGAAUAUCCUGAAGUUCCUCAAGAGUUUUUUGGGAAUCGUCCGGAUCCUGCAGAUCGUGUUCGGGGCCGGGCUUUGGGUCACCAUCGCCGCCAACAAAUACGAGGGCUCCAUCCACUUCGUCCUCUUCGUAGCCGUGCUCUUCUGGCUCCUCGCCCUCGCCCUUUUCUUCCUCACGCUUCUGGACAAGCAGGACGUCGUCCCCCUGCUGGGAGGGGAGCGCUGGUUGUCCACCAACCUGGCGCACGACGUGGCCGCCGUCGUGCUCCACCUGCCGGCCAUGGGUAUCAUGAUCUACAAGAUGGAUCGCUACUCGUACUGCAACCUGGAGCUGUACAAGCACUUCUGUCUGUACAAGAUCUACCUGACAGCCGCUGUGUUCGCCAGCCUGUGCUGCCUGGCUUACCUCCUGUCGGCUGUUUAUGGGGCGUGCAGGAAGUGUCUGGGCGAGCAAACGGUCAUCUGAUGAGACUGGGGAGAGGGGGUGAUGA
Molecule: messenger RNA, 1092 nt
Organism: Xiphias gladius (swordfish)
Lineage: Eukaryota; Metazoa; Chordata; Actinopteri; Istiophoriformes; Xiphiidae
Gene: marveld1
Product: MARVEL domain containing 1
Exons: 1
Coding region: 570-1067 (165 amino acids)
Biological process (GO): myelination
Cellular component (GO): membrane
Molecular function (GO): structural constituent of myelin sheath
Source: RefSeq, a predicted model, not a curated record